Drosophila sulfurigaster albostrigata is the source of this 2473-nucleotide messenger RNA. It is a transcript of the gene Pp1alpha-96A, whose product is annotated as serine/threonine-protein phosphatase alpha-1 isoform. Gene Ontology annotation, molecular function: protein serine/threonine phosphatase activity. Gene Ontology annotation, cellular component: nucleus; cytoplasm. The record is from RefSeq and is a predicted model, not a curated record. NCBI's taxonomy places the organism in Eukaryota, Metazoa, Arthropoda, Insecta, Diptera, Drosophilidae.
GCGAAGUGUGGUUGCGCGAAAAAAUUUCUUGACGUCGCAAAAAUCUACAAUAACUUGCAAUAAAUGCUUUAAAACGCAAUUGAAGCGUACGCAAACCAGUGACAAACGCUGAACGUACAUGGCGUAACGGCUAAACUAUUGAAAUUCCUCGGGAGCAGCAAAAAACAGCGCUGUUAAGUGUACAAUAUUACCUGACGACCACACACACAAACACGCACACGCAUACACAAGCAUACACUCCUACACACACACACAGUCACAUACGCUCGUAUAUACACAGACGCACGCAGUUUCACUUGGCCUCCCUCCCUCCCUUGAGCCACCCAAUCGCAUCGAUGAAAUAACAUACAUAACGCGUAUACCGAAAAUACAUAAGCUUGCUUGGCUGAAAUAACGGAGAAGCAAAAAAGCACAAAAAGAAAAAAAACGCAGGUAAACAGAGAUAAGAAAACAGACAGCGAGAGUGUCACAGCAGCAGUUACAAAUACAUAGAUACAGAUACAAACGCAGGUAUCUGCAGCAGCACACAACAACAACAAACAGCGCCAGUGAAACAUGUCCGACAUCAUGAACAUUGACAGCAUUAUCUCGCGCCUGCUGGAAGUGCGUGGCGCACGUCCAGGAAAAAAUGUGCAACUCUCAGAGGGGGAAAUACGGAGCUUGUGUCUGAAAUCGCGCGAAAUAUUCCUAUCACAACCGAUACUGCUGGAACUGGAAGCGCCGCUCAAGAUCUGCGGCGAUAUACACGGACAAUACUAUGAUCUGUUGCGUCUGUUUGAAUAUGGCGGAUUUCCGCCAGAGUCGAAUUAUCUAUUUCUGGGUGAUUAUGUGGAUCGUGGCAAGCAAUCCUUGGAGACGAUAUGUCUGCUGCUGGCAUACAAAAUCAAAUAUUCGGAGAAUUUCUUUUUGCUGCGCGGCAAUCACGAAUGCGCCAGUAUCAAUCGCAUCUACGGGUUUUACGAUGAAUGCAAGCGACGUUACACCAUCAAGCUAUGGAAAACUUUUACGGAUUGCUUCAACUGUUUGCCCGUUGCAGCAAUUGUGGAUGAGAAGAUCUUUUGCUGUCACGGCGGCCUGAGUCCUGAUUUGUCGUCCAUGGAGCAAAUACGUCGCAUUAUGCGGCCCACGGAUGUACCAGAUCAGGGCCUGUUAUGCGAUCUCUUGUGGUCCGAUCCCGACAAGGAUACUAUGGGCUGGGGUGAAAAUGAUCGCGGUGUUAGCUUCACAUUUGGAGCAGAGGUUGUGGGCAAAUUUCUACAGAAGCACGAAUUCGACCUCAUUUGUCGGGCUCAUCAGGUUGUUGAAGAUGGUUACGAGUUCUUUGCCAAACGGCAGCUGGUCACACUCUUCUCAGCACCAAAUUACUGUGGCGAAUUUGACAAUGCGGGUGCCAUGAUGUCGGUUGACGAAACAUUAAUGUGCUCCUUUCAGAUAUUGAAACCCGCCGAUAAACGACGAUUUGUUUAUCCAAACUUUGGCAGCUCAGGGCGUCCCCUAACACCGCCCCCGCGGCGCUAACAAUAAGAAUAAGAAAAAAUAAGCAACAACAAUAAUUUACAACAGCAGUAGCAACAACAACAGUAACAAGAAACGGCCACACAAAAAUGAAUACCAAUUAAAUGCGCAAAUUGUUUGUUUUUUAUCGAAUAUGUGUAAUCGAAUCGUGAGCAACGUUAGAAGGGUAUAGAAAUUCAUACAAAUUAGCCUAUUUUUCAUUUUGGAAAACAAAAAAAAAGGAAAAAUUACACAUAUACACACACACACUCUCACAAAUUGAGACACUUUAGUUCAAACUAAUUGUAGUGUUAAACACUGCAUAAGCAUGAAUAUCUCUUAAUGUAUUAAUUUUAUUUUGUUAUAGUUUUCCUUGCGCAAUGCGAACACAUUUAUAAACCUCAAUCACAAGCACCCCCCCAAUACACAUACACGUACAGUAGGUACAAAAAGAAUGCACACAUACACGCAGAAGCAAAAGUUGUAUUUAUCGCAUUUUAUCUUGCAUAGCAUUUUCUCUUUUCGGUUUUUUUUUGCAUAGCACAACUACCAAGGCAGAGAGCACAAACUUCUCUUCACAAUUCAUAUUGUUUUAUUCAAUUUCUAGCAAAGGGUAAAAUGUUGUUUUUAUAAUUAUUUUUUUGAAUUUAAAUCGAAAGCUUUUGAUAUAUGUGUGUGAAAUGAAAAGUAUGUACGGUAUUUUAAGCGCAAUUUAUUUUUUUAUAUUAUAUUUUAUUCAUGAUUAAAAUUCUACUAAAUGUUUACUUAGUUUUAAACGCCAAGCAAAUUUAGCUCGAAGGUACAUAAGUUUCACAAUUGUUUACACCAAAAAUAUUAAAAUAAACAACAAAAAUUGUGUAUAUUUUUAACUUGUAUGCGUUGACGAUUAAAAAUAUGUAACACACGAACACAUACACAAAACGUGCAUAUAAAAAUCUGAAAAUGCAAAAAAAAACAAAAACGAAAUCGAAAAUACAAA